AGUCCUUUCCAAGUGUUCCUCAUGUCUUCGUUACUGCACAUCACAAUGUGUUGGACAACAAGCAUGAUGCAGCUACAGUUUGGGUGGAAGGAAUCACCACAAACGAUUUCAUUGUUUGUAUGAGAGAAGCAAGAACCUUUGAUGGACGCCAUAAAGACAUCGAUGUGGUUUGGAUGGCAAUGACUGAAGCUCCCCAGACAUGGAAUUAUCACGACUUUAUAAGAGUAGACUUUCCAAACACACUUGUACCAAGCGAGGCUGAUAAUAAUGCGUUUUGCCAGAUUGUGAGUUUCCACGAGCCGUAUUAUGCUCCACCAACAAUCGUUGUUGCUCCUAGUCAUCACUAUGACAGCAGUAAUGCCAAUGCCAUUCGUCCUGAAGACAACUCCAUUGCUGCCUGGAUUGAGGAAACAACACGAACAAAUUUUAAAACAUGUGUAAAAGAYCUUGUUGGGCUGAAGAACAAGCAUCAUCCUAUCGAGGUGGACUAUAUGGUUUUUGGAGAUCUUGAUCCAUGUAUCAACAAGACCUGUGAAUAUUUUGGUGUUUGUCAAGCCAUGUCAGCAAGUGUUGCUCAGUGUGUGUGCGUUACCCAGUGUCCAUCUUACCAAGAUCUCGURUGUGCUUCYAAUGGUCGAACGUUYGAUAACAUGUGCGCUCUGGAAAGAGAAAUCUGUCAAACCAGGGCAAACUAYUCGUACUACAAACCAGGCGCUUGUCAAGGUUUUCCAUUCGACAAAGGAACACAUCACCUCAGCCAUGUUUCAGCAUUUGCCGAGUCUCAUUGUGAAGUUGUCUCUCUCCAGCCCUACGCAUUCUAUCCCGACAAACCCAUCCAUGUCCAAUUAACUGUCAACUACAUYAAUGCKUCACUUCCGGCUAAUGUGCAUGACGCAACAGUCACGUGGUCAGAAAAGGUGAAUCCAGAGAACUUCACUGUGUGUAUGACUAAAACCGGAAGAAAUGAUCAGCCUAGCAAUGACGUGGCAUCAGUUGAUUGGAUAGCAUAUCAGGGCUCUCCUAACGGAGCGGUGACUGGGAAGGAGCGCAUUACACAAUGGUGGACUGGUACCAAAUGUACGACAAUAUCUUUGCCUAGUGGUAAAUUCACGGGUACUCCCACGGUACUAGUCACUCUCGAGCACCAGAGAGAUGGACUCAAACACGAUGCUGCCAGUGUCUGGGUCGARGACAUCASCUCUUCMUCAUUUCAAGUUUGUAUCAGAGAGCUGCAGAACUUUGACGGAAUUCAUGAAGAGAUUGACUUGGWUUGGAUGGCUUUUGAAACGCUCCAUCUUCCGCUUUUCUCGGAACACGGCAGUGUUUUCUUUGCAAAUACGCAUACUCCUUUACAAUCGAACAAAUACGCAUUUUGUAAGGAUGUUAACAUGAAACGAAACUACACAAACCGCCCUUCAGUGUUGAUAACAGCUACACAUAACACCAGUGUUGGCAACGUUAACCCCAAAUGUAAUGGGAUUUCUGCAUGGAUUGAGGACAUUACCUYGAAUACCUUCCGCGUUUGCCUUAAAGAGUUGUACUCGGACCGUUAUGACCCUGUCACCUUACAGUAUGUGGUUGUAUCAGAAAUGUGUGGCAACAAUUGGAGUUAUUUCAAUGGUUUCUGCUACAAGACCAUCUCUUCCUGUGCCUCUUGGAAUGCWGCUCAGUCCAACUGUCUUGAUGUYAACUCCAAUCUGACCAGUGUAACCAGCCAAGAAGAAAACACGUACAUUCAACAUCGUCAUGGCGGCGAYACAGGAUGGAUAGGACUACAAGACAUUGACAGUGAAGGRAACUUUACCUGGAUUGACGGAUCGCCUUUCAACUUUGCUUACUGGGCGAAGAAUCAGCCCAACGGUUACCCUGGCGACCAGGAUUGUGURCAUACUCURGGAUUGCGUCAUGACUACCAUUGGAAUGACGUCACAUGUGGAUCGUGCCACGCGUACACGUGCAAACGAGAUAUUGAUGAGUGUUCAAUAGAAACUAUUUGUCAUGUUGAUGCAAAAUGCACUAAUACAUUUGGCUCGCAUACUUGUCAGUGCAACUCUGGCUAUCUUGGCGACGGCAAAACGUGUUCAGAUAUCAACGAGUGCUCCACUGUUGUCCACACUUGUGAUGCCAAUGCGCAAUGUACUAAUACYCCUGGAUCUUACACUUGUAACUGUCAUCUUGGAUUCAGAGGCGAUGGAAGGAAUUGCUCAGAUAUCGAUGAAUGUUCGUCUGGUUCCCAUAGCUGUAAUGCCUACGCACAAUGUACUAAUGCAGUUGGRACCUACAAUUGUCAAUGUAACCCGGGCUAUCAUGGAGAUGGAUGGGCUUGUUCAGAUAUCGACGAGUGCACGACAGGCUCCCAUUCUUGUGAUGCUAAUGCACAAUGUACGAAUAACGUUGGUUCCCACACUUGUCAGUGUAACCAUGGCUUCCACGGUGAUGGAUUGACGUGCUCAGAUGUUGAUGAAUGCUCAACAGGUGCCCAUACGUGUAAUGUUAAUGCACAAUGUACGAAUACAGCGGGUUCAUAUAAUUGUCAGUGUAACCAAGGUUUUAAUGGAGAUGGACGCACGUGUACAGAUGCCGAUGAAUGUUCGUCCGGUAUCCAUUCUUGUCAUGCAAAUGCACAGUGUACUAAUACUGUUGGAUCUUACACUUGCCGCUGUAACAGUGGAUACCAAGGUGAUGGAUACAGUUGCAAUGCCCGCAAUACCGAUGAAUGUUCGUCCGGAGUCCAUUCUUGUCAUGCAAAUGCACAAUGUACUAAUACUGUUGGAUCUUACACUUGCCGCUGUAACAGUGGAUACCAAGGUGAUGGAUACAGUUGCACAGAUAUCGAUGAAUGUUCGUCUGGUUCCCAUAGCUGUAAUGCCUACGCACAAUGUACUAAUGCAGUUGGAACCUACAAUUGUCAAUGUAACCCGGGCUAUCAUGGAGAUGGAUGGGCUUGUACAGAUAUCGACGAGUGCACGACAGGCUCCCAUUCUUGUGAUGCUAAUGCACAAUGUACGAAUAACGUUGGUUCCCACACUUGUCAGUGUAACCAUGGCUUCCACGGUGAUGGAUUGACGUGCUCAGAUGUUGAUGAAUGCUCAACAGGUGCCCAUACGUGUAAUGUUAAUGCACAAUGUACGAAUACAGCGGGUUCAUAUAAUUGUCAGUGUAACCAAGGUUUUAAUGGAGAUGGACGCACGUGUACAGAUGCCGAUGAAUGUUCGUCCGGUAUCCAUUCUUGUCAUGCAAAUGCACAGUGUACUAAUACUGUUGGAUCUUACACUUGCCGCUGUAACAGUGGAUACCAAGGUGAUGGAUACAGUUGCAAUGCCCGCAGUUCUUGGAAUGAAUACAGUCCAUAUUGGUGUACUCAUAUCUAUCGCUAUGGAGAACAGCUCCAUUUGACCAAGGAUCAGUGCAAGGCAAGGUGCACUGGGAACUGUAAGGGUAUGGAAUGGUGGGUACAGAAUGGCUACUGCGCUUUUUGCAGCGAUCCAUCGAAAAGACAAUUGUACACUAAUACAGCUGAUUUGGCCUACCCUCCUUAUGUGUUGGUCAAACCUUAAAAAUUGAUAUCUUCAAAUAUGUUGAGCCUUCGCGGUUCCCUGCGCCAUCUUAUAAGGUAACCGUUUCUUUGAUUCGAAGUGAUGUUGAGACGACCUACAGUGAGCCUUAACUAGACAAUCAUUCACAAGUAUCUAUCAGUGUAGACUCCUUUGUUGGCAACUCUAUUUAUAACUUCAUUUUAUCUACGAGCAGGUGACCUUUAUUGUGUAUUCGUUCCCAGACUUCCCUGUUAAAAGAGAGAGAAGCCUGGGGAGGAGGCUAAUAUCACUGUAUAGUCUUUGUUUAAAAUAAGUAUUAGUAAAUUCUUUUCUAUCUGUUGAACGCUGAAAAAAUAUAUUCUAGUAAACUACUCAGCGGAGAAGCUUAUAUUUAUGUGAUGAUGAACAAUUAAGAGAAACUGGAUUUUAUAUAGUUUAAUAAACGAUACAUUGGUGAGCCACCAAAGACAACAGCGAAAAUGUAUUGUCAAUGCCCUUGUUUUACUGUGGUUAAGUGGCCGUUUUUUCUAAGUCAAAUUCUGUCAAACUSACUUGCAGAAAUGAGUUACCAUUUACAAAAAGAAAAAGAAAUUGUAUCUCAUGUUUGAGGCAUAAUUGAUAAAAUAUUUGUAAUAAG
Molecule: messenger RNA, 4173 nt
Organism: Exaiptasia diaphana
Lineage: Eukaryota; Metazoa; Cnidaria; Anthozoa; Actiniaria; Aiptasiidae
Product: P-selectin
Exons: 24
Coding region: 120-3557 (1145 amino acids)
Molecular function (GO): protein binding; calcium ion binding
Source: RefSeq, a predicted model, not a curated record